Thrips palmi is the source of this 2307-nucleotide messenger RNA. RefSeq lists its product as uncharacterized. NCBI's taxonomy places the organism in Eukaryota, Metazoa, Arthropoda, Insecta, Thysanoptera, Thripidae. The record is from RefSeq and is a predicted model, not a curated record. Bases 331 to 2307 code for a protein of 658 amino acids. The transcript is spliced from 8 exons.
GAGUGUAACAUUCUCACUUCACUUCCUUUGGGAGGUGCUGUAAUAGCUUCAGCACCAGUAGAAACUCCAAAUCCAGGCAGUGGCGAUGAUGAAAUAUUAGUUUCCAUACCAAUCAUUAGUGGAUUAGAAGGUUGUGCUGAAUCUGACAGAAGUUCUACAGGAAAAACUGCUGCAAGUGAUCAUAAUCCAUCCAGUAAUUUUGCUACACACCAGGAUCCUACUAAUGAGCAUACUCCAUCCCUCCCUGAUGUAUUGACUUCUCCUGGGGCAGGUGCUACACAAACUUUUAUCACUGUCACGCCAGAACAGUCCAAUGUUUCAUCAGGCCAAAUGAAACGGACAAGACUUAGUAAAGCCUCAUCCAAUGAUACUACUUCACCUAGGGAACCCACUAACGAGCAUACCCCAUCCCUCCCUGAUACUAUAUUGGCUACUCCAGUGACAGGUGCUGCACAAACUCCAGCUGUUACCCCAGAACUGUCCCAUGCUUCAUCAAGCCAAAGGAAACGGACAAGAGUUAGUGGAGCCUCAUCCGAAAGUCCAAAGAGAAAGAGAUCAAGAAACUCAUUUCGUUGGAAGGCGACUGUUCGAAAACAGCUCAAGAAUUUGGGUCAGCCUUACACAUCAGCCAAAGGCAAAGCUAUGGAAGGAGCUCUUAUGAGGAACCCAUGUUCUUGUAAAUCUAACUGCAGGCACAAAUUAACGGAGGAUCAAAGGAAAGCAAUAUUUACACAGUUUUGGGGAAUUGGAAACCAUGAGAGACAGUGGGAGUACAUCCGGCAAAACUCCAACUCUAAGUGCACUGAUAGUAAGAGAAGAAAUUUUACCGGCAAGAAAAAAACCAACAGAACAUUUUUCUUCUUGGUAGAUGUUCUGAAAGAAGUUGAGAAGGAUGUUGAAAUAGGGGAUGAUAUAGUCACAGAGACAAUACAAGAAAUAGUGACUGAGAAAAUAAUUAUUUGCAAAAAAAUGUUUAUGGCAACACUUGGAAUUUGGGACUCAUGGAUCGACAGUGCUUAUAAACAUUUGAAUGCUAAGAAGGGCAAUAUCACAACGCCUGACAAGAGGGGUCGCCAUCCAAACCACCCUAAAGCAGUUACUCCUGAGAAAAUUGAAACAGUGAAGGAGCACUGUAAUUUGUUUCCUCGAGUCCCUUCUCAUUAUUGCAGGGAAAAGUCUAAAAGGGAGUAUCUAGAACAUGGUCUCAGCCUUAGCAAAAUGGCCAAACUAUACACUAAAUGGGCAGAAGAGAAAGGCCUCCCUAAAAACAAAGUUGCCACUGCAAGGCAGUAUAAAGAUGUAGUAAAUACUAGUUUCAACAUUGGCUUCUUCAAGCCGAAGAAAGACCAAUGUGCCCUCUGUGCCUUGAUAAGAAGCAAACACAAUCCCAGACAUAUCAAAGACAAGUACAAAGAUCUAUAUGCUGCUCAUAUUAAACGCAAACAAUUGGUCAAAAAAAUUAAACUUAGAGACCGAGCUGCUGCAGAAAAGGACAAAGAAAUUGCAGUUAUUUCAUUUGAUCUACAGAAGCAGCUACCUUGCCCUAGAUCUGAGGAAGUUGAACGAAAUGGCCACUGUUAUGUUUGGCACGAAGGGUUGGCCAAGAAAGGCAGCAAACCAGGACACACGCAUAUGGAUGCGGACACAAUUCAUGCAAGAAUAGAAAACUCAACAAAUUUGAAGGAAAUAAUGGAUUUUGAAGACUGGAUUGUAGCUAUCUCUGAAGCCAAAGAGACUUUGCCUCCAUACAAUGUAAUCAAACUGAAGCAAUCUAUGAUUUUUGACUACAAGCAUUUAGUUUCCUUGCAGAACUGGAAAAAAGAUAUGAAAGGUAAAGAAAUCAAGUGGAGUAAAGCGAGAGAAGUCAGCAUUGACGGAAGGGAAGGCAACCUGGUCAGACUCCGCUAUGAUUUGGAUGGAGAAAUCUUCACACUAAGCCCUAAUCAAGUUGGAAGGCCAGUCAAUCUAAAAACUUUCAAGCCUCCAAAACAAUAUAAUGGGCCAGUCCCUCUCACCGCCAGCAAAAGAGCUGAUAUUGAAGCGCUCUGUAAGGAACUGGCAAUUCCCCUCGACAAGCAGCAGUUCUUCCGUGAUUGUGGUGACGACUUGGAUGAAGUAGAAUAUGAAACCGAUGAAGAGAUAAUUGCCUCCAUUCAGCCAAAUUACAAUCAAGAUGAGAAUAGAGAUGAUGACGAUGAUGAUGGAGAUAAAGCGGAAGAAGAAGAUGACCCGGAAGAUGAAGAUGGUAAUGAAGAUGAAGAUGAUAAUGAAGAUGAUAAUGAAGAUGAUGAAGAUGAAGAGCAGUAG